Messenger RNA from Scophthalmus maximus (turbot), 12353 nucleotides. It is a transcript of the gene myo15ab, whose product is annotated as myosin XVAb. The record is from RefSeq and is a predicted model, not a curated record. Gene Ontology annotation, cellular component: cytoskeleton; myosin complex. The transcript is spliced from 80 exons. Gene Ontology annotation, molecular function: cytoskeletal motor activity; ATP binding; protein binding. The coding region runs from base 571 to 11832 and encodes 3753 amino acids. Lineage: Eukaryota; Metazoa; Chordata; Actinopteri; Pleuronectiformes; Scophthalmidae.
GGGAAGACGCCCGGACCCCAGAGCGACCGAACGGAUGCGGGACUGAGGCUGCGGCGGUCUGGUGUUUCCCUCUUGGUGGCUUCUUCCUGGACAAAAGAGUUAAGAAGAAGAAGAACGUCUCUUUCUCCUUCUCCCAGCAGCAGCAGCAGCAGGUUACAGCCAUUUGAGCACGUUCAUCCAGCCUGUGGUGAGCUUCUGCAUCCAGUGAUGGGAGGUCUCCAUUGAGUAACAAACACAGAAAUAUAACACGGAUGUUGCUGUGAAGCUACUGGCGAUCCAUUACAUCUACUGAGGAUGGGGAAACUUGACUACGGAGCUCCAGUGACUCCGGUGAGCGACUCCAGAGGUUGGGUGUGCCGGAGGAAAGGAGUCUUCAUGGGUACCAGAUUUAGACAGUGCAGAACUGCGUCGGCCAGGUGGACCUGUCCUCACACUGAUACCAGACCUGCAUAUAGCUCCGGCACAGAGUAUACCAGGCAUAUCUAAACCAAGGAAUCUUUUAAAGGUUUGAAGGUUUACAGUAUUGCAUCCUGAAGAGAGGGCAUGGUGCGCUCUUAGCCACUUGUCAAAAUGCCAGGCAAGAAAGACGCCAAGAAGGAUGCAAAGAAGGGUGGAAAACCUGAACCAGAGAAAAAGAAAGAGGAGGAAAAGAAAGGGAAGGAUGACAAAAAGGGAGGAAAAGAUGACAAGAAAGCCAUCAAAGAUGAUAAGAAAGGUGGAAAGGAUGAUAAGAAAGGGGGGAAGGAUGAUAAGAAAGGGGGGAAGAAAGGAAAAGACGAGCCAGCCAAGGGUAAAGAUGAUGGAAAGAAAGGAAAUAGUAAAGGGAAGGGUAAGAAGGUGGAGUCAGAGGAGGAAGAAGAUGAGCUUCUGAGUGAUGAGGAAGAGGACUUCAGUGAAGAAGAGGACGAUGAGGAGGAAGACUCAGAGGAUGACAGAAGAGGGAGGGGCCGAGGAGGCAAAGGUGCUAAGGGAAAGAAAGGGGGGAAGUCUAGACGUGGCGAAGAUUCGGAUGAGGAGGAGGAUGAAGACGAAGAAGAUGAGGAUGACGAUUAUUACAGUAAAUCCAAAAAGAAGUCAAAAGAUAAAGGAGGAAAAUCUGAUGCUGAAGCAAAGAAGAAGAAAGACAAAAAGAAAGAGGAAGCUCCACAGCUCCCAAUAAAGGAAAUCCCAAAGAAAGGUCUGAAGAACAUGUCCAGGAUGUUCAUGAAGUUUUCUGGUUUCAAACGACGCAGGAACAGUAGAAAGAAGCUGAAAAGUACGUCGCGUUUGUUCCUGGGGUUGGGGAAGAGAAAGAACCGACUUGCCAAGAAGAAACGCCGGAAGUCAAUGCUGAAGAACACCUCUCGAUUCAUGAUGAGGUUUAAGGCCAGCAAAAAGGGGAAAAAGGAGAAAGAGAAAGCCGAAGCCAACAAUGGGAAGAAGCCAACAUAUAUGCUGCUUCGUCUGGGGGGAAAUGAGAAGAAGGGGGGCUUCUUCAAAGGCUUAUUUGGGAAAAAAGAUGGUGACGGGCCUGCUGAUGACUUCAAGAACAGAAGUGUGUUGCUGGGUAAGGUUGCAGCAGCAACUAACUGGCUCACUAAACGUUUCCUUUCAACUAAAAUGCGAGGAAAUUCAGGAAACAAUGGCUGGGGGGUACGUAGAGCACAGAGCCGACAAGCCAGCUCAAGACGUAAUCUCCCCGGUUACCAUAAUGAUGGUUAUGAACAUGGGGAGGAGGCUUACGGCUACAACCAGAAAGGGUAUGGAGACUACUACGAUGGUUAUGGUGGUUAUGGAGAUGAGGCAGCUGCAGCAUAUGGAGGCCAGGUUCAGCUUGGUUACUAUGACAAUGGAGCAGGGGGAGCAGAAUAUCAAGACCUGGGUUACUAUGAGGAAGAAGGACUUUAUGAUCAACAUGCAGAAUAUUAUGAAGGUGGUCUUUAUGAUGAGGGCAUGGAGGACCACUAUAAUCCUUAUUCCUCUGCCCAAGACUACUACAACCAGGAAGCUGAUCCCUACGGUUACCAGCAACAACAGACAAUGGCAAUGUAUGGUGACGAGGGUCUGGACUAUUAUGCACAAAUGGGUGAAGACCACAUGUAUGGAGGAGCAGUAGACGGAUUCCUUCACCCUCAGGCUCAGGCUUAUUAUGACGAAAAUGGUCAAGGUGUUUACUAUGGUGAUGGACAAGGGGGUUACUAUGACAAUGGACAGGCAGGUUAUUAUGAGAACCCUUAUGCAGCAACUAUGGGAAUGCAAGGGGGAUUUCAACCAGACUAUCAACUUAGUUAUAGUGAUGCUGGCAUGCCCUACCAAGACUACAGCUCCCAACAGGCAAUUGGAAUUUCACCAGGAGGCCAGCAGGUCUUUGGCUUUGGAGGACAGGGGGUGGAUCAGGUACAGGGCCUAUAUGGAGACCAGUAUGCAGACCAGGUGGAUCAAUAUGGGGAUGAUAGUAGUGGACUUCAGGGAGGGGAGAUGACAUUCAGAGUUCCUAGACCUCAAGUGCGCCUAUUUGGGAAAGAGCGCCUCGAUGUGCCCCUGCCCCCUCCACCUACUUUGCCACCUGAUCCAGAAUUUGAAAGCAUGUCAGAAAUCCAGUAUGAAGACCAGAUUUCUCUUGCCCCAGGUCAGGAUGUUGGCAUGAUGUCAUUACAGCCACAAAUGGCAAUGUUACCACAACAACAAAUGAUGAUGUCUGCUCAAGAACACAUGAUGAUGGCCCCACAGAGAAUGUCACCACAUCAACAGAUGAUGAUACAACAAGAACAGCGUAUGUCCCCCCAGAUGAUGCCAUCACAGAUGAUGUCACCCCAGCAACAGAUGAUGAUGCAACAAGAACAGAAUCUCUACUCCUUCAUCCCCCAUGGCGUCCCCCCUCGCCCAUCGCAGAAUGCAACCUCAGAGAUCACCAUCUCCUCUAGCUCGAGGACCCUCGCCCCCCCAAUCUCCCCGUGCUUCAAUGAUACGGCGAAGUCCUCCACCCUCACCAAGAUUAUUAAUGAGGCAACGUUCUCCACCUUCCUCACCCCGUACUUCCAUGAGGAGGCAAAGUCCCCCUCCGUCACCCACUCCUGCUCGACCCCAUCCUGCCCCAUCAUCUCCUACCCUCUCUCGUCGUUCAACUCGGCUGCUCAGGGACCCCACCCCCUUAGCCAGGCCCAGGAUGGGGGGACAUGUCCCUUUGGGGAGGAGAGAAUCUGGUCGAUUCCAUCCUCGCCCCAUAGCCCGAGGACGUCCCCUCAUGGCUCAGCAAUCUUUGAGGAGGAUGUCCCCUGCUUCUCCACAGCCCUCUCUGAAACACAUGCCAUAUCCUGCAUCCCCACGCCUCUCUCCUCGACUCUCUCGUCAGUCUUCCCCCCAUCUGCCCCCUCGAGCAGAAAUGACCCACGUGUGCCCCAGAGGCCCAUGUCUCCUAACCUUUCCAGAGCACUUCAAAACCAGGAUCUCAAGACUGCUUCAUAUACUCUCCCUGAUGGCACCAUUAUAGACCCUAGACAUCCACAACCCAUAUCCCCAAACCUGGCUAAGGCCCUGACCAACCCAGCUUUGCGCGAAGCCUCUUACUCUCUUCCUGAUGGUACCAUUGUGAUUGACCCAAGGAAACAGAAGUCCCCAAACCUGGCAGCAGCACUUCAGAACCCUUACCUGAAAAGUGCAUCGUACACACUGCCAGAUGGCACAAUCAUCAUUGAUCCACGGAAACCUGCUUCUCCAAACCUGUCCAAUGCCCUUCAAAACUCGCUGCUGCGAGACGCAUCCUUCACAUUACCAGGAGGGAUUCAUGACCCUAAUACACCUAUAACACCAAACCUGGCCAUGGCCCUCAGUAACCCUGCCUUGAAAGGAGCUUCAUACACCCUACCAGAUGGAACUAUCAUAGUGGACCCACGGAAACCAAAGACCCCCAAUCUGACCGCCGCCCUACAGAACCCCUAUCUGAAGGGUGUGUCAUUCACGCUGCCUGAUGGAACCAUCAUCAUUGACCCACGGAAACCAGUUGGCCCUAACCUGUCUAAGGCUCUUUUGAAUGAGAACCUUCGUAGCGCAUCAUACCAGCUCCCUGAUGGUUCCCUGGUUAUCCCUGGCCAGAAGCCCUCCGCUCCAAACCUUUCAUCUGCUCUGAGGCAAAACAAGGGCCUUAGAUCUGCAGGUCUCUAUCAUCUGCCAGACAACUCUGCACUGUCAGGUGUUCCUAAACCCACCUCUCCCAACCUCAAAUCUGCGAUGAAGAAUGACGACCUCCGUGCUCUCAGAUACAGGCUGCCGGAUGGAUCUGUUCUCACGCGUCGGUUCCACAACCCCAGUCUUAAUGAUGCCAUCCAAAACCAGCAGCUCCGCUAUGCCUCAUACAGGGUGCCAACAGGCCUGCAGGGUGAAGAUAAUGUUUAUGCUGUGGUUCCUCCCUAUGGGCCGCACUCAGGCCACUGGGCCAGGAAUGCCAGAGGAGCAGGGGAUGGAGGGGAGGAUGUUUGGGCAGCUGAGAGGGUUCUUCCCCAUGGAACCCUCCAGAAUUUGUCAAAGUGGGCCAUGUACAGAGAGGACGGGGUAAUGGAAGGAUAUUCACCUAUACCUCGAUUUGCUGAUGGACAUCAGGACCCGGACUGGGCUCCUGACAGAGACAGAGCCCCUGGUCAAAGCUGGUAUGACAAGAUCUUCUCUAUCCUGAGCAUGCCCACAACAUGCCACAGGGUGAAACGCUGGGCGGAAGGAAUGGAAGACAUGACACAGCUGCCUGAGCUGAAUGAGAACACAGUUCUGAUGAACCUGAAGAAGCGCUUCGACCAGGAAUUUGUCUAUACCUACAUAGGCAGCAUCCUCGUGUCUGUGAAUCCCUACAAGUUGCUCAACAUCUACGGCACAGACAUGGUGCUACAGUACGAAGGCCGCGGCCUGGGUGACAACCCUCCUCAUCUUUUUGCCAUUGCUAACCUCUCAUACACCACCAUGAUGGAUGCCAAAAAGGACCAGUGUAUUGUUAUCAGCGGAGAAAGCGGCUCAGGGAAGACAGAAGCUACGAAACUGAUCCUGCGUUACCUGACAGCCAUACAUCACAAACGCAACAUCACACAACAGAUAGAGAUCCUGGAGGCCACGCCCCUGUUGGAAUCUUUUGGGAAUGCCAAAACAGUGCGGAAUGACAACUCUUCACGCUUUGGCAAAUACACGCAGAUCUUCAUGGAGGAGGGUGUAAUCAGCGGUGCCAUAACAUCUCAGUACCUGUUGGAGAAGUCCCGCAUUGUCUUUCAGGCCAAAUCGGAGAGGAACUACCACAUCUUCUACGAGAUGUUAGCUGGUCUUCCUCCUCAUGAGAAGAUCUCACUGUAUCUGCAGGAAGCUGAGACUUACUACUAUCUGAAUCAGGGAGGAGAUUGUACCAUAGAGGGGAAGGAUGACGGGGAGGACUUCAGGCGUCUGCUGAGUGCCAUGGAUAUUCUGUGUUUCACCCCAGAGGAGCAAAACAGCAUCUACAGGCUGUUGUCCUCUGUUCUUCAUCUGGGCAACGUUUACUUCCAGCCACACAAGGCUGAGGGUCAGGAGGUCGCGUCAGUGGUGAGUGCGCAGGAGAUCAGGGUUGUCGCUGAGCUGCUGCAGGUCUCACCUGACGGCCUGCAGAAAUCGGUCACCUUCAAACUGACAGAUACGGUACGGGAGAAGAUCUACACUCCGCUCACUGUGGAGAGUGCUGUGGAUGCCAGAGAUGCGGUUGCCAAGAUCCUGUACUCGCUACUGUUUAGUUGGCUGACGGAGCGCAUCAACGGACGGGUCUACCCUCGCAACGAAGCCCUCUCCAUCUCCAUACUGGACAUUUAUGGAUUUGAGGAGCUACAGGUGAACAGCUUCGAGCAGCUGUGCAUCAACUACGCCAAUGAAACUUUGCAGUUCUUUUUCAACAGGGUCGUCUUGCAGGAGGAGCAGGAGGAGUACAUGCGGGAGCAGAUCGAGUGGCAUCAGAAGCCUGUCAGCCACAACCAGGCCUGCCUCGACCUCAUUGCCGCUAAGCCUCACGGGAUACUGCGCAUACUGGACGACCAGUGCGGUUUCCCUCAGGCAACAGACCACACCUUCCUCCAGAAGUGCCACUAUCACCAUGGAAACAACCCGCUGUAUGCCAGGCCAAAGAUGCCACUGCCAGAGUUCACCCUGAAACACUUCGCUGGGAAGGUCACCUAUCAGGUGAACAAAUUCUUGGAUAAGAACUUUGACAUGGUCCGCCAGGAUGUUUUAGACCUCUUCACCCAGAGCAAGAACAGAAUGGUGUCCCGCCUCUUCCUGAGGCACUCGGAGUCUGUGUCUCAGCAGCGUGCCAACGUUCGACACAGCAGCACGGCGCGUCGCUAUCAGGCCAACACGGUCAGCGCAAAGUUUCAGAGCAGCCUGCAGGAGCUGCUGGAGAAGAUGGAAAGGUGUAACCCUUAUUUUGUGCGAUGCAUCAAGCCAAACCAUCAUAAGGAGGCGGGAGUGUUCGACAUGGAGCUGGUCAGCACUCAGCUGCAUUACUCCGGUAUCAUGGAGACCAUCCUCAUCAGGAAGGAGGGUUAUCCAAUCCGAUUGCACUUUCGCAGCUUCCUUUCAAGGUAUAAAGCGCUGCUCUGCCUGAGGGAUCUGCCGCCUGCAGACGGAGAAAACUGUGUCAUCAUGCUCCACAAGCUCGGCCCGGUGAAGAUCGGCUCGUAUCAGCUGGGAGUCAGCAAGAUUUUCCUGAAGGAGGAGUCGUAUCAGCUGCUGGAGGGGAAGCGCGACCGCGUGCUGAACCUCGCCGCCAUGACGCUGCAGAGAUACACCCGCAUGUGUUUCGUCCGGAAGAACUUUGUCAAGUUCCGGCGCCGCGUGACCCUGUUCCAGGCUCGCUCCAAAGGCUACGUGGCCAGGGAAAAGUUCGCUCUGAGGAGGAAGUGCCUGAUAAGGUUCCGCUCCGCCGCGCUGCUCGUCGUCAACCGGCAGCGUUACAUGAGGACAGUGGUGGAGCCGGCGAGGAAGGCGGAGGAGGAUCGCGUCAAUAGAGAAGUGGUGAAUGUGACAACACUGCCUAUCCCUGCGGAGCUGGCAGCCCUGCUGCAGGUGGCCUCAGGGGGUGAAGAGCUGCAUUCUGACUGCUUGGCUGUGGUCCAGGCUCCAAAGGUUCAGGUUGACCCUCAGCUCACCCUGCCGCUGGAUAUCAACAACUACCUCAUGACUCACUACAUCCGGGCCAUAUUCAGAGAGCCGUUGUUCGGGAUGCUGACAGCCCCACUGGAGAGUUCUGUCACUAGACUGGACGAGGAGCUAAGACAAGGAGCCCUGAACAUCUUCAUUCUGGUACUCAGGUUCAUGGGUGACCCCGACCUGAACGGGGCUCAGGAGAACCUGUUUGGGAACUACAUCAUCCAACGAGGACUGGCCAAUCCCAGCCUCCGAGAUGAGAUCCUGGCCCAGGUCGCCAAUCAGGUGUGGAGGAAUCCUAACAUUUUGAAUUCCGAGCGCGGCUGGCUCCUCCUCUCCUCUUGUCUCUCUGCCUUCCUGCCCUCACAGAGACUGGCCAAGUAUCUGCUCAAGUUCGUGUCUGACUACGGGCCCGAGGGCUACGACUGCGUGUGUCAGCACCGUCUGCUUCAGGCUCUGCAGCGGCUCAACGUCGGGCCGGAGUACGUCCGCACGCACCCGCCCUGUCUGCUGGAGUGGACCGCCAACCGCAAGAGGGCUCACACUGUCCUGCACAUACACUGUUUUGAUGGUGUAUCCUUCCUGUGUCCUCUACACUCCUGGACAACAGGAGAAGAGAUGGCCAAAGACAUCUUACAACACAGGGGUGUAGCGGAGGGCCGUCGCGGCUGGUCGGUGCUGCUGAAGGAGCCCGCCCAGUGGGUGGAGCUGGAGGGCUCGGACUACGUCCUGGACCUGAUGUCGGACCUGGAGCUUCCCGCCGACUUCCCCAAGCACAGCAGCUACUUCAUCAUCUCUGCACAGGAGCCCACCAGAGUGCGGCCCAACGCCAGCAUCAGCCUGCUGGGUGGUGGGUUUGAAAAAAAGGACGAUUUCAUAUCUUCAGCCAUCGCUGGCUCUGACGGACAAGACUUGGAGCCUCAGCGAGGGAUGGAUCGUUAUCUCGACAGCCUGUUUGACCCCGUGCUGUCUGAAGGAACUGAGGAAGUAGAAUCCGCUGCCGGACUUUCCAGCAGGAUGCAGGGGGCAGGCGGAGUCGGAGGAGGGUGGCAACAGCAGGGGCAGUCCACGGGCCCCCCACCUCCACCUGGAGCUGUGAGAGUCCUUCCUGUGGGAGGUGUGAUGUCGCCUCCUGUUGCGGCCGUGGCACCUGUGACACCUGAUGCACAGCACUCUGUUCUGGACCAGCAGCAGCAGGCGAUUGUGAACCAGCAGGCCAUCAUCAUGGCUCAGCACAUGACCAUGCAGGCCAUGGCCAUGGUCGGCAGCCCGGUGUCGAGCCCCCCCAUCUCCCCGAUCACAAGCCCUCCCUCGAGUCCUCUGCCCCAUCACCCUCUCAGCCCCUACGCCACCAGCCCGUACGCCGUCAUACCUCCGAGUCCGUACGCCAACAUCCCGCCCAGCCCUUACGCCAACUUCACCCCCACUCCCUACGCUGCAUCAGGCAUCCCACCGAGCCCCUACCUUCCCACCGCUCAACAGGAACAAACUCCACCGCGGCCCGGAGCUCAGCCUCAGCCUCGGGCCACCGGGCCCCGACCUCAGCCGAGCUCCACUAACACCGACCCAACUGAGCCGGCGCAGCCUAAAGCCAACCCUGCUGCACAGGCUCAGUCUGGUAAGGACAGCGUCCCUCAGAGGAAGGCUCCGGGCGUCCCCAUAAACAAGGAGAAACCAGUCAGGAAGUUUGCGCCAGUGGUGACGUCUCCUCUGCCCCCUGCCACAGAUGUGGUGAAGCACUCGACUCGGACUUCGGAUCUCAUCGUCCCCAGCCAAGACAUUAAAGAAAUCAUCAAAAGAUACAACUCGCCACCUCCGCCGUCAGGAUCGCUGCCAGCAGGCAAGAGGAGACCAGAGGGGAAGUUUAAGAAGAAGCAAACCCCUCGUGAUGAAGCUUUACAGAUCCUCAAACCCCAGAUGGACAACCCUCCUGCUCCGCAGCCCAGGCGUCCCGUUGCGCCCUCACCUUCUGCGCCUGCAGUCAAAGAGGUGGGAUUAAAACCCACCAAGAGUACGAAGACAAGAGCGCCCGGUCGUCCUCUCCCCAAACCUCCUCCUCCAGUUUCUCGAGAGCUCCCGGUGGAGACGGAGAGCAUCCAGACACAACUCCAUCAGCGCACCAACGAAGAGCACUACACCUACACCAACGUUCCCUGGCGCCUGUACCUCAGGAAGGAGGUUUUCCAUCCCAAAGACAGCUUCAACAAUCCUUUGGUGCUAGACCUCAUUUUCAAACAGAUUGUGAACGACACUCUGUCAGAGGCGUGCGUUCGCAUCACCCGGGAUGAAAGGCAGAAAAUGAAAGCUCUCCUCGCUCAACACGGGGUCCAACAGAACAUGGAUCCGGUGGAGGAGCGCGUGAAGAAAGCGGUUGUGACGGCAGCGAGGGAAACCUGGGAGAUAUACUUCUCCCGACUCUUCCCUGCCUCGGGUAGUGUAGGAACAGGUGUGCAGGUGUUAUCUGUGUCGCACAGUGGAAUUAAGCUGUUGAAGACGGUAAAAAGCAGCGCUGCGGCUCCAGACUACUUCCGAGUCCUACGACCGUACACCUACGCAGACAUCUUGUUCGUAACCAUCCCGUCUACCAACGUGCUGGAGUUCAACCUGACCAACGAGAAGCUGAUCCUGUUCUCAGCCAAGGCACCGCAAGUCAAACACCUCAUAGACACCUUCAUCAGUGAGAUCAAACGGGACUCAGACUACGUGAUCGCUGAACGUAACUUUGUGACGGACGACCGCUCGAUGCUCACUUUCCACAAGGGAGACAUCAUCAGGCUCCAGGUCAUGGACGGGCUGGAGAAAGGUCACAGCUACGGCUGCGUGGUGAGGAAGAAGGUGGUGUUUCUGGAGGAGCUGAAGAGAGACACUGAAGAUUUCGGCUGGAAGUUCGGUGCCGUGUUCGGCCGCUCCGGCACAUUCCCGGCUGAGUGCGUCCAUCCCGUCGCUCCCCCUGAUUUCCUGUCGCUGCCGCUGGACCGUAAGGCGGAGCCUCGCGGGGGAGCGGGACAGUUCGCCGCGUCGUCGGCGGUCGCCGUCGCCGUAGCGUCCACCAUGGCUGCACAUGAGAUAGAUCAAACGAUCGAGAGAGUUUCCCUCGAUGGCUUUGCUGACGGAGAGCUGGAUGAGAGGGCCCUGCAGGACAGUAAAUAUGACAUGUUGGUGUUUGCCAAGAAGUUCUUCAGACAGGGACCCGGUGGGAAGGGAGAUUCCCUGAAGAGCAAGAGCAAGAACAGAGACUCCCGGGAGCCCAGUGAAAUGAUCAGGUUCUCCAAGACGCCUCUGACCGAGUCUCUGAUCGAGUUCACUGAUCCGGCCAUGAACAGAGUGGCCGCCGAUCUCUUCAUGUUGGCGAUGCGUUUCACGGGUGAUUCGACCUCAAGGGGACAAACGGAACAGGAAGUGGUCAGCACUUUCCUCAAGCUCAUAGGAGAGUUCACCUUGAUGAGGGAUGAGGCUUACUGCCAGCUCCUCAAACAGCUCACUGCUAACACCAGCUCCAAACCUGAUAGUUGCCAACGAGGCUGGAGGCUGCUGUACAUCCUGACGGCUUACCAUCGCUGCUCUGAAGUCCUCAAGCCGUUCCUCCUGAAACACCUGCAGCAGGCCUCCCGCAGUGCAGGAGCUCAGUAUCAGGGCAUAGCCAAAGCAUGCGAGCAGAACCUGAAGAAGACCUUCCAAUAUGGCGGCCGCAUUGUUCCGCCCAACAGCAUGGAGCUGAAGGCUAUGAUGGCGGGACGGAGUUCAAAGCGUCAGCUCUUCCUCUUUCCUGGAGGAAUCGAACGUCACGUGAAAAUCAAAACUUGCUCUGUUGCCCUGGAGGUGAAUGAGGAGCUGUGCUAUGAGAUGGGUUUACACAGACUGGAGGCCAUGGAGGAAUACGCCAUAUUCUUAGUCACCAACAGAGGUCAGAACGUGCGUCCUCUGAACAAACACGAAUACAUCCUGGAUGUCGCGACAGAGGCCGAGGUGGUCGACACCAGCUACAGCUUCUGGUUCAGACGAGUCGUCUGGACUCAACCGCUCAAGUUUGAGAACGAGCUGUGUGUCGCGAUGCACUACAACCAGAUCCUGCCGGACUACCGCAAAGGCCUGCUGAAUGUUCUUCCACACGGAAAAGUGAGCGACCAACAGCUGCACCAGAUCUCAAAACUGGCAGCGCUGCAGCACAGAGCCAAAGACAUCGUCUUCAUCCCGAGCAUACACGAAAUAUCAGAGUAUAUCGCCCCGCCUCUGUUCAAGAAGCAGCCGCCCCAGCAGUGGGUUGCCAUGGUGACGCAGCACAUGCAACAAGUGCAGACCCUGAGCCCGCACCAGGCCAGAGCACAGUUCCUGGGCCUGGUCAGUGCCUUCCCCAUGUUCGGCUCCUCGUUCUUCUACAUCCACAGCAGCAGCUCCACCACCUUCUACGCCCCCUGCAUCGUUGCCGUCAAUCAACAUGGUCUUCACUUCCUGCACAAAAAUACACAUGAGCUGAUGGCAGCGGUCCCCCUGGUGGAAGUGCAGUCCAGCCGCACCCAGAGGCCCAGCGCUGGCACCAGUUACCCGUAUGUGGACCUCACCCUGGGGGACAUGAACACGCAACGGGUCAUUCAGAUGCAGCUGGAGCAGGGCCUGGAGUUGUGUCGAGUCAUCGCCAUGCAGGUGGAAAACAUGAUGUUGGUGCGGGAGAAGAGGCUCACCCUGCCACCCAGCGAGAUCACCAUGUUAUAACCACAUGUCCAAUGCUUGACUGUGCUUAUACACACACACACACACACACACUUGUAUAAACAUACACACACACACACACACAUACAUUGGGAUGAAACCUGUAAAGAAAUAACCUACCUCUUCUUGACUUCAGGUGUUUUGUUGUGAACAAAGUUUAGCUGAGAAACCCUGAAUGUCGAUAUUGAUCAAUGAUUAUUUUCACGUUGAUUAUUUGGUAAUUGCACUUAUUACUGUAGUUUUCAUUGGUAUCACAUUGAAUAUGUUUUAUUGUUGUGGAAGCGACAAUGGGUGGUGAGGGAGCUUCACAGGCCUGUGCCUUGUCAUUACAGUGUUUUAUAACUGCAAUGUUUUUUAUUUUUUUAUUACGGCUGUUGACUGUGAAACUUGAUGUUGAUGUCAAACCAUUGUUGUUUUCAGACAAUGUUAAUGUAUUAACGUGCUUAUUUUGUAAAAAAAAGUUUUUAAAGACAGUUAUGAGCAUUUCUGCGCUCAUUUAUUAAAAUGAUUCAACAACAAUAAAA